Capsicum annuum is the source of this 1324-nucleotide messenger RNA. RefSeq names its product coiled-coil domain-containing protein 124. Gene Ontology annotation, cellular component: nucleus. The record is from RefSeq and is a predicted model, not a curated record. Gene Ontology annotation, molecular function: transcription coactivator activity. Gene Ontology annotation, biological process: transcription by RNA polymerase II. Bases 186 to 881 code for a protein of 231 amino acids. The transcript has 3 exons. Lineage: Eukaryota; Viridiplantae; Streptophyta; Magnoliopsida; Solanales; Solanaceae.
AGUUGGUGCAAAUUUUAUGGGCUCAGCCCAACCUACAGGGUAGGCCCAUUAUUCCAAGUCGGUUCCAAGAGCGGUCUACUCAACACAGUUUCGUUCAGUUUUUAACAAAACGUAUUGCAAUUUACUGAUAUCACCGAACGUUAUCGUCGGGCUCAGAAAAUUGAUCGUGAAAUCGGCGAAUAAAGAUGCCGAAAAAAAUGGGAGUGAAUAGUAAAGCCGAAGCAUCUAGGGCUCGGAAAAGCGCCGCCGAAUCGGAGCGCAAAGACCGUGAAUCUCGUGAAAAAGAAGACCAGUAUUGGCGCGAGGCUGAAGGAGCCAAGCCACGUGCUGCUAAGAAACGCGAAGAAGAAGCCGAGAAGAGAGCCGAGGCCGCAGCGAAGAAAGCCGAGGCGCGUCGCCUUGCCGAGCUGGAGGAGAAGGAGCUGGAGAAGUCGCUGAAGAAGCCGGAUAAGAAAGCAAAUCGUGUUGGCGUUCCGGUACCAAAGGUGACUGAGGCGGAACUAAGGCAGAGGAAGGAGGCGGAGCAGGCAGCUUUAGCGAAGAAGGCGGAGGAGGACAAAAGGAGGCAGAGCCGUAUGGCUGCAGAGGAGGAGUAUGAAAAAAUGGUGCUUGUAACCAAUAGGAAUCGUGAUGAUUCAAUUAUAGAGGCUAGUACUGUGGAUGAUGCCAUUGCUCACUUGGCUAUUUCAGAUAGUUUGCCGCCGGAUAGGCAUCCUGAGAAGAGACUCAGGGCAGCCUUUAAGGCUUUUGAGGAGGCUGAGCUUCGUACUCUGAAGGAGGAGAAACCAGGUCUGACGCACACUCAGUACAAAGACUUGAUUUGGAAGCUAUGGAAGAAAUCUCCGGAUAAUCCUCUUAACCAGAUUGCAGAUAAAUCAUAGGUGCACUUUUUGCAAUAGUCCUAUCGGCUGAGAAAGGUGUUGCUGCGCUGGGGAUAUGCUGAUGGUACAUAGCGUGACCUGUUUGGUGUCGACAGUCUUCUGCCAAAGAUGUUUUGGGGUGUGCUUUUAGCAUGUUGCUUCUGGUUUUAAGUGUAAUGCUUCCUAAUUAGAUACUAUACCCCUCUGUAUUAUUACUAAACGUGAAUAUCUGCACCGCUGUGCUCCUCUGAUGGUUCUUCUUUUGUUUAACAGUAAAUAACGUACUUAAAUAAGUCCUCGGUAUUUGACCGUGAAUAAUCCAAUUACUUUCUGAUGCUUUUCAGUAGCCAAAAGAUUGAAUGGGAGGAAUGUAAUCAAAUGUAUGAAGGGAAAAAAUUCCAAGGCAUCAGAUAAUAUCUUGUUUAGUAGCUUGAAUUCUUCAAUUCUACGAUUAUAUUUCUGUU